AUGGUGAACAAAGCUAUCAAGAAUAUUGUGGACCAAAAUAGAGUCUCCACUUUGUUUCGUGAUACCUUUACUGGUCCAACUUGUCUGUACCAUUGGCUCAAUAAUAGAAGACCCCCACGAUUUCUUAGAAGGAAUUUAUCAUAUUUGCAACAAAAGCCCAGUAAAAAAUUGUCAACCAAAAGGUCCAAACAUAUACAAGAGAGAAAGGGAAUUACACUUGAUGAAUUGUUUGAAGGUCGAGAAAAAGAAGAACAAUUUCUUUCUACUAGCCGAAUUAAACGUGCACUUCAACUUACUUUUGAAGGAUUAGUCGUUCAUACCAACCAAGUGUCAGAAGUAGAACCUUAUCUCCAAUUGGAAUGUGAAAUUACUCUAUAUAAAAUUAAAAGGGACCAUUCAAAGAAACGCAGGUUAAGCAACGGGAAAUGGGAAUCGUGUGAAUAUAGGCAAAUCUUCCGCACCUUAAUUCAGAUGAUUCAUGGCGAGGGUGGCUGUUAUGUUAAGGAUCUUAAAUCGCUUCAACCUUACGUUACUAGCUUUGAUGAUGCAGGAGAACCUGUUCAAGACUUGGUCCUCAAUUUUCGCGUUUAUUCCAUCAAUAGCCAGACGUGGCCUCCAAAUACAACUUUGUCAUCGUCUCAAAUUCCAAUAAGUAAUGAGCACGGAAAACUGAAUCUCGCAUACAACCUUGGUGACUGUACGCGUCGAACUCUGUGUAAUCAAUUGGAAGUAAUUGAAAAUGGAAAGUUUAUCAAGGAUGGACAAUAUGAUGUAAAUCUGGGACUAGUGCGUGAACAAGAUUCCAUAAUACCUUCUAAUUGGAAGAUACGUUUCACUCUUUAUUGGGAUUGUAAAGUACAUCUUCCAUUGAGACCUAUAGAGACCAGCCCAUUGUCAAUCUCUAAUUUUCAUCAUGACGAAUUACCGGUAACCUAUAUAUACCGUGUGGCUGAUUGUUCGUUGACUCAAGUUGUUAAAGGAUUUCGAUGUCCAUGGUGUUCUCAUCUUCGAUUUAAGGAUAGUGGGAGCAUGAUGAUUCAUCUUCGUUGUAACCAUAUUCACCUAAAAUUCGGAACAAAGAUUGGCAGACAAUUACCGAGCGAUCGUAUUAUAAUCGUGAGUUCAAACGAGGAUUUUUCAGAAUUUGAUUAUUUCAUAAUUGAUAAGAAGGACGGUAGUUGGACUGUAAGGCCGUUCAUAUAUCCGAUCAAAAGACAUCAAUCUACUUCGCAACUUCCACUUGCGUUAUUACCUACCAAUAAUUUUUAUCAUUCUCAUUCGUUCAUGCCAUUCCAAGAGGGUGAUGUCGACUCCGAGGAUGAAACUUGCACACAUUGGUUAGAACAGCUCAAUGAUGAGACUUUGGAUGAACUUUCUGAUGCGAGCGAUAAAGAAAAACAAAUGAUGAAAAUCUGGAAUAGAUAUAUAGAACCACAAAGGGGACUCGCCGAUCGUAAUCUCCCUGACGUAUGUCUACAAUUUGCCAAGACACGCGCCCGUCAAAUUGCUGAACUAGAGUUGAGAAAUGAAUUUGCUUUUCAUUUACUCAAUAUCUUGGAAUUCAAACUGAUCGAUAGUGCAUGUGUCACAAAAUGCUUAGGAUUAGUAGAUAAAGUCAUUAGCAAGAAGUGUUGA
Racocetra persica is the source of this 1635-nucleotide messenger RNA. Lineage: Eukaryota; Fungi; Glomeromycota; Glomeromycetes; Diversisporales; Gigasporaceae. The record is from the annotation of a GenBank genome assembly.